GACUAAUUACGCAAAUACUUUUAUUUUUUCACCGGUUAUCUUUCAGCCCCUAAUGGUAUGCAAUCGAUGCACUAUGCACUGUGUGCACUAUUGGAGGGGAUACGGUACAACCUGCUGUAAUCCUAUUUCCGAUUUAUUGUUUUUUUAAAACCAUUAUGCGCACAUUGUGUGUACGAUUGGCACAAACAUUUUGUUUGGGACGAAGCAAAACGCAACAGAUUAGUUGAUAUUUGAUUAUAACAAUGAUUUGACAUUCCACUCUUAGGUUAUCCUCGAUUAGGUAAUUUAUCCGAAUUAAGAUUAAUAGUGCAUUCAUCAGAGGUUAGUGAAUAACAGUUUAAAACUUUUACAUGUUUGUAUAUACAGUGGUUACGUUUAUAUUCUAUAUUAUAAUGUUCGAUCUGUUAAGUUUGAAGUUAACAUGACAAAGGUUAGUAGCGCGUUUUAAAAUUGUGACUCGUUAGAGAUUAGGGUAAAUCGAUAAGAUUAAAUCGUCUUUUUCAACAUAACAAUUACCUGACAUUACUGCUUGAAGCCAGUCCACGAAAAUGCUUCUGCAAAGAUUGUAUCGCAUUACGAGGUGCAGUCGAGAUCUACGAAGAAUUAUUCCAUGUAAAAAUAUUCACUCGACUUUUAAGAAGGAGAGCAAUGUGCAAGCGGUUGGGAAACUAUGGGUAACAUCGCCGUUUAUUAUAAUGGGGAUGUGGAGUGUGACAAAAACCAAAAAUGAGGAGGAGACCCAAGUCGCGGGACAAGUUCUUAUUGCUAAAGCAGACGUGCUCUUCGAUCAGGGAGAUUAUAAGGGUGUAUAUGAUCUUCUGUCAAAGUAUGAGGAUAGUAAGGACGUGGAAAUCUUAUGGCGUUUGUCCAGAGUCAUUUACAAGAUGUCCGAAACGGCGAACGAUGUGGAGGCGCGGAAACUGAUUUAUCAUGGAUAUGACUUGGUACGCGUCGCUCUUGGUAUUCAAGAAGAUCACUUCGCCGUUCAGAAGUGGAUGUCUGUGUUUCUCAAUAGCAAGAGUUCUCUGGAUGGCACAAAGGCACAUCUGAAAGAAUUGUACAACAUCAAAAAGCACAUGCUAAGAGCAUCCGAGUUGAAUCCUACUGACGCAACGACGCUCUACAUGCUUGGCUACUGGUGCUACGAAAUUUCUAAUUUAGCAUGGUAUCAACGAAAAAUAGCGUCUGCUCUAUUUACCGAACCGCCAACCUCCUCCUUCGAGGAAGCGUUGAUGUAUCACAAGAACGCCGAAGAAGUCGAUCCGAACUUUUACAGUCACAAUUUGCUUAUGUUGGGAAAAACGUAUCUGAAGUUGGAUCGCAAAGAGGAAGCCAUUAAAUAUUUGAAGAAGACCGUGGAGUACCCCGCGAAGAAUGACGAUGACCAAAAGGCGAAGCAGGAAGCGCAAAAGAUACUGAGCAGCAUUUCGGGAUAGGAUAUGGAUUGAAAUAGUUUUGAUUCGACUUUCAGUGAGAGAACACGAUUCAGAUUGUUCCAACAUCGUCGCUCAUACAAUUUCCUAUUACAUGAUUUUACGUACAGCUGCGUACACUGUAUAUACACACGUAGAUGGAUGAUCGUUGAUUUUGGAUACACGUUUUAGCUUAAAACUAGUUGAACACACAUUAAUUAUGCGAUACACACACACAUACGUAUAAGAAUACGUACGUAGGAACGUACAACAUAAUUAUUUUAUAAAAAAAUAAAUUUUAUC
Messenger RNA from Ooceraea biroi (clonal raider ant), 1715 nucleotides. Its product is annotated as regulator of microtubule dynamics protein 1. NCBI's taxonomy places the organism in Eukaryota, Metazoa, Arthropoda, Insecta, Hymenoptera, Formicidae. Gene Ontology annotation, molecular function: microtubule binding. Gene Ontology annotation, cellular component: spindle microtubule; cytoplasm; mitotic spindle pole. The record is from RefSeq and is a predicted model, not a curated record.